Molecule: messenger RNA, 2968 nt
Organism: Exophiala viscosa
Lineage: Eukaryota; Fungi; Ascomycota; Eurotiomycetes; Chaetothyriales; Herpotrichiellaceae
Exons: 2
Coding region: 236-2653 (805 amino acids)
Cellular component (GO): nucleus
Molecular function (GO): nucleic acid binding
Source: RefSeq, a predicted model, not a curated record
UCGUCAUUGAUUCACGCGCAGAAAGUGCUUCUGAGUUUCAACCCGACACACUCAUCUCAUAACGUGAAUUCAAUGUCUUAACAGUGGCAACAACAUCUUCAAACCACACAGCUCAAAUUGCUGUAUAAGGUAUCUGUUCGCCAAUAUUGGUUCAAUCAGUUGUCCUUCCUCAUUAUACUACGUCAGAGUCGUCAAUUGCGAGUUCUAACAGGUACUGGACACAUUAACCCCCACCAUGGGGGCGCGAGAACGCGCUCGAGCCCGAGGAAAGAAAGGCAAUGGAGCACAGAAAAGCCCAAAGUGGUCUCAGAGACAGUCUAGUGCUUCUCUCAAAGUCCCUGACCUUGAUCCGCGCCUUCGACAUCGAGCACUCUUACAAGACUGGCAAGACUUCUCGGACUCAGGCUCUCCCCAUGGUCGCAACGGCAUGUUCAGUAUGAGCCAAGAAGCCAGGAACACUGAGCGCCACGCAUCGGGUUGGGGUACGACCAGGUUAAGAGAUCAAACCGUGGCUUUUGUCAGUGCCGGCAGUUUGGUUCGGGAUGAGCUUGAUGAUGAGGAGAAACAAGAUGAUACCGAGCAAGAAAGAGGCGACCUACCUUCCGAAGAUCCUCGGCCGGAACAGUUAAAAGCCAGGGUCGACGACCACGUUGAGGAACAACCACAGCAUACGGACGAGCAAGAUGGCAACACGGAGGCUGCCAGUGCUCAGACCCCCAGUCCUGCACCUGCACCUGCACCUACAGCUGCUCUACCUCCAAAAGACACGCAACCCAGAAGAGUCUCCGUAUCAUCGGACUCUUCGGGAGAAGAAAUAUUGUUUGCUGGUCGACAGAAUGCUGGUCAGAGUCGUGCUCGCACAAUCAAAGGUCCACCGAGAAACCUGUCACCUCCCGCCCAGGAGCCUCUGGAUGAUAGUGCUGACUUCCAGACCACCGAACAAUCCGAUGCUGCUCCACAGAACGACGUUACGUCUCCGUCACGCAAGUUCAAGCCUAUAUCAUUACGAAGCAAGAAAAUGGAUCGGCGAGGAAAGCUACGACUACGAUCGACAAACAAGAGAGAUGAGGAAGAAGCGAUUAUGAAUGAUUACAUCGCCAACCUUGCGAUGAACGAUGACAGUGAGGAGGACGACGACGAGGACGAAGGCGGAAAGCCGGCUGGCAAGAGAAAUGAGCACUUCAGGUUCUUCGACGGCACUGCUGAAGCCAACGUGAAGGUCCAGAUACAACGCUUGUCUGCCCAACAACCUAAGUCUCCAAAACCUGACCAGGCCAUUGACUGGGAUUCGGCGGACUUGGAAGACUUUGAUGAUUUGAGCACCACUGAUGAGGAAAUGGGUGAGAUCAGCCAGGUUUUACGACACCGAGUCCGUGAGAGUGGCGCACAGUACCUUGUGACUGCAGAAGGACAGGAAGUUGGCGAGGCCCGAUGGGUGUUGAAGGCCAACUUGCAGUCAGACUCUGCCGUUGAGGAAAUUCGAAUAUUCGAAGAGAUCCAAGCCUUCGAUAUCCAGGAGACGAGCGAGGACAGUGACAACGAGUCUGGAAGCGACGAAGCUCUUGAUGACUUGGUCGAGGAUAUUGAAUCGGAGGAUGAUGAAAAUGCUCGUAUCUUGGCUCAUGCCUCCCGCAUGACCGAUGAGCAGAUUGCACGUGCGCUAGCCAAGCAGGAAGAGCUAGGCAUGGGUGGUGAUGAGUUGCUCUUGUUUGACGGCGACGUUGGCAAUGGGGAUGACGACAUUGUCGUGGAUGAGUUCACUGCUGGUGAUGAGUUCAUCCCUUUCUCCACGAAGAGCCACCUCUCAAGUCGUGGCAAGUCGAAGCGCAACCGACGUCUACGGGAUAGUUUCCCACCUGCUGAGGCAUUUGCCGAUGCUCUCGAACAAGAUCCCUACGGCGCAUUUGACAUUAUGGAUUUCGACCGACCCAGUCUCAAGCCCAAGAAGCGGGGAAGGAAAUCGGAUCCGCUGAAUUGGGGAUUGGACGACGAGGAACUUGCAGAGCAUCUUCACAGCACCUGGAGCAAGGACAGGGAAAAGAAAGCUGCCAGGAAGCAGGACAAGCAGGAGGCCCGAGAGGCUGCAAUGCUUGACUCGUCGGAGCGAAGUCACCCAGCUGCAAUCAAGGCCGAGAUCAGACAGUUCUUGGUGCAGGAGCUCGAGGUGCUCAGGUUGGCGCCAAUGGAGUCGGUUCUACGGGCCUCGGUCCACCGUCUCGCAAAGGCUCUGAAAUUGAAGUCGCACUCCGAGGGCAAGGAGGGAAAAGGGAUUGGACGGUUCCCUGUGUUGACCAAGGGUCCUCAUACUCCACAUUAUACUGUGGACACGGUGUGGGAGAUCGAUGCCUUGAUGAACACAAAGAAGUUCUUCCCCAAACAGGCUGGUGGUGCCUACCGCGGUGCCAACGCUCCUCGAACUCAAGGUGCUGUAAGAGCACGCAAGGGGGGUGGUGGCACGAUGUCUGGUGCGACUUACAUGAAUGGUGAGGUUGUUGGUGCGUCGGCUCCAGAACUUGGCUCUAAUAACAAGGGUCGGCUGUUGCUGGAAAAGAUGGGCUGGACCAGUGGCAUGGGUAUCGGCGCCGUUGGCAACAAAGGUGGCCUCGAGGCUAUCAAGCAUGUUGUCAAGACCACCAGGGCCGGCUUGGGUUAGUUGUGAUUGUGUCAGUGGCCCAGUUGGCAUCCUAAGUGGUGGACUACUGUGCCUGCAUCCGACGGCAUUCGAGAUGUGUGAUGUAUCUCUGGCUUCGUAGACAUGUCACUGGUCAUCCAUGUGCUGGAAUCAUAGAUUAGAAAUGCUUUAUGCACAACCGUGUGCGUCCCAUCGAUGUAUGCUUUGGCAUACCCUUGCCUUGGUCGUUGAUUUACUUGUUGUUGGUCACAUUAUAAUUCAGGCACGUGCUCGUGUGGCUUGUAAGGAUUACCAUUGAAAUAGUAAACUGCUGUCUUGCAAUCUAGACAUCAAUGC